This is a messenger RNA of Leptosia nina, 915 nucleotides long. The record is from the annotation of a GenBank genome assembly. NCBI's taxonomy places the organism in Eukaryota, Metazoa, Arthropoda, Insecta, Lepidoptera, Pieridae.
AUGGCGCGGGGUGUGAUCGUGUGGUUCUCUGUUCUCUUAAUCGGCGCGGCAUAUGCCCAGCCAGUUCCGGACCCUCAGUACCCAUGUGACCCCUGUCCAUGCCCCUCACCGUGCCCCGAACCGGACCCGUGCGACCCUUGCCAGCCCCCGUGCCCCGGCCCAUGUGACCCGUGCCCUCAGCCGUGUCCAGAUCCUUGUGACCCCUGUCCGCAGCCAAUCCCGGAUCCCUGUGAUCCCUGUGACCCGUGCCCCCAACCGAAUCCAUGUGACCCAUGCCAAGAGCAGGAUGUAGUGGAAAUCAGACCAUGCAACCCAAAUGAACCAAGUGUCAACUAUGUGUAUGGACAGGCUCCAUAUGGGUCUGUGCUAGUGAAGCCUGGCCAAAUACGUUUCCCUCGGCCAGCUCCAAUCGUCGUUCGCCCAGGGGCAGUGAAACCUCCAAACCCUCCCGUUAUAUACGUGAGACCAGCACCCGUGCAGCCACCAACCCCCACGCCAAUAUACGUCAAACCUCCACCUGUACAACCACCCACUCCAGCACCAAUUACCGUCAGACCGGCACCAGUAUACCCCCCCAGACCACGACCAAUUGUUGUUAGGCCACCACCAGUAGUGCCACCAAGGAUACCACCAAUUAGGGUGCAACCCCAGAGAGUCUGCCCACCGCAACCACCAGCGCUGGUCGUGCAACCACCUAGAUUAAUUGUGCCCCAGGCCCCAGUUAUUUGCUUCAAGCCAAACCCACCAAGCCCCGUAAGAGCAUGCGGAUGCGCACGCAUAUCUGUCUACAAUCCAUGCGCACCACCAUGCCCCGGACCUUGUCCCUCACCAUGCCCCCCCGCCAUGCCCCCCCACCAUGCCCAUGCAUGUGCCAAUAAACAUGCCAACAUCAUCCACUUAAAUUCGAAGUACUAG